GUCGCUGCCGACCUCGCGGGGUAGAUGAAACGCGCUCUGGUAGAUUACGCGGACGACGACGACGACGACGAUGACAAUCACCGGGCGCAACAACCAAAGCCCCGAAAACAGAAGAAACUUCCUUCCCUCUCCGAGACGUUCCUCCCCUCAAUGCCAGUAGACGAACCACACAAACACCAAGGUCGAACCCGCACGACGCCUUUCGUCCAAGGUCAAUACUGCGCCCAUGUCUAUAUACCACUGGAAGUUGGUGAGUUGGAGGAGGGGUUUAGAUAUUUGAUGAAACGGGCGAAAGGGUUGUGUCCAACCCUGCAUUCUUUGCUUGACCCGCCUGCUCCUCCUCCCACCGACUCCCUUGAACCGAGCAAUCCCCUCGAGAGCCAGGAUACCGACUCCGCCAUACAAGAACUGCACAUCUCCCUCACCCGCCCUAUCUUCUUGCGCUCUUCCGAGCGUGCCGCUUUUCUCGCCUCCGUCCGUUCCCUGCUCUCAUCUCACAAGUCGUUCGAACUAUCGUUGGCGACAUUGGCUGGGCUCGAGAAUGACCAUCGAACUAGAGGGUUUUUGGUAGCUGAGGUUGGGGCUGGGUUUGCGGAGUUACAAGCUCUCACCACAUCCCUCGAACCUGCCAUCACCGCCCUCAGGCAAGAAACCUACUACUCUGAACCGAGGUAUCACGUUUCCCUAGGAUGGGCACUCCUCGGCCCUUCUACGCCUUCCUCUGCGUUAUCUCCUAGUGGGGACGAGCAGUUGGGUGCUAACCUCCACACUACCAAUUCUGCUCCGAAACAACCUCAGAAGGAAUCGAACGAGUUGAGUGAUCAUCCCACGCAAAACGGAACCCUUGCCAAAGUGCCAGUAUUCCCAACGAUUCCCCGCCUCCCGCCCACGCUCAUUCCUACCCUACAAGCCGAAUACGGGAACCUGAUCAGGCAAGCCAUCCCGGUAGGGGAGGUAAGAGUGCGAAUAGGGAAGGAAGAGGUACGGGUGAGACUGAAGUAACUGGUUUUGGUUGUCCUGGCCUGAAACGCGUCUUUCUUGAUGGCACGCAGCUGUUCGCUUACACCAGCGCGUAGCAAACUACACGACCCGAAAGGCCACCACUUUGUAGCGGGGUGGACAGAGCAAGGCUUAAGAGGUGUAUGGCACCACCACUAAGGAAAUCAGCUAGGGGCCAGCAGAAACACCAGCGUCACCACUUAUGAUAGGAACCAUAAGCUGUGACGUUGAUUCGUCAGUUUAUUCUCACAUCUACACAUGCAUGGAGUUCUGUAAUUCUUCAGGUGUUAUACCCGAUAUCACAUUCUAGAUAUAUACAGGGGGUUGGUAUCUAUGGGAUUGGUAUGUAUCUUAAGACAUCAAAGGAACAGAAUAUGUU
Molecule: messenger RNA, 1378 nt
Organism: Dacryopinax primogenitus
Lineage: Eukaryota; Fungi; Basidiomycota; Dacrymycetes; Dacrymycetales; Dacrymycetaceae
Exons: 5
Coding region: 25-1002 (325 amino acids)
Biological process (GO): U6 snRNA 3'-end processing
Cellular component (GO): nucleus
Molecular function (GO): 3'-5'-RNA exonuclease activity
Source: RefSeq, a predicted model, not a curated record